Molecule: messenger RNA, 1970 nt
Organism: Coniophora puteana RWD-64-598 SS2
Lineage: Eukaryota; Fungi; Basidiomycota; Agaricomycetes; Boletales; Coniophoraceae
Product: glycosyltransferase family 32 protein
Exons: 2
Coding region: 74-1696 (540 amino acids)
Biological process (GO): mannosyl-inositol phosphorylceramide biosynthetic process
Molecular function (GO): mannosyltransferase activity
Source: RefSeq, a predicted model, not a curated record
GGUUCUUGUCAAGUUGUACCUGUCUGUCUCCUCCUCGCCUUCUGUCUCUUCUUUUCCUUCCCUCACACUUGUUAUGGCCCGCAGGCGCUCCCUCUAUAUCUUUCUUGCCCUGCUUGGUCUCGUUCUCUUCGGCACUGCCGUCGUCCUCUCCUCUGUCUCCUACUUUCUCGCAAUAAACAGCGCCGCCUACCUCACAGAGCGCGACGUCCCCUUCCUCGACAACACUACCCGUUGGGAUGCUUCGCAACACGGCCAAGUAGAACGCAUCCCCCGCAUCAUCCACCAGACAUGGAAGUCAGAGACCCUCCCUCCAAGGUGGAAGACCAUCUCUGAGGCUUGCCGCGAUAUGAUGCCCGACUACGAGUACAUGCUGUGGACCGACGCAAGCUCUCGCGAAUUUAUUGCUGAGCAUUACCCAUGGUUCCUCGAUACAUACGACGACUACGAGUACACCAUUCAGCGUGCCGACGUGAUUCGUUAUUUCGUCCUUCACCACUUUGGUGGCAUAUACCUUGACCUCGACGUCGGAUGCUUGCGUCCCCUCGACCCUCUGCUCGUAAAUCACGUUAUUCUCCCAAAAACAAUUCCUGUCGGCGUCUCCAACGACCUCAUGUUUGCGGAGAAGGGACACCCCUUCCUUUCCCAGACCAUCCACAACCUCGUCACCUUCGACCAUUCAUGGGUGCUCAACUAUCCCACCGUCAUGUUCUCGACGGGCCCCAUGUUCCUCUCCGCUCAGUACAGUUUAUUCACUUCUUCCAGGCCCAUCACAGUUGAAGACCCUGGUGAAGUCCGAAUCCUUCCCAAAUCACUGUACGGUAAGAAUGCCAAGCCGGAAGAAGCACCCCAUUCGUUCUUUGCGCAUUUCUACGGAAGUAGCUGGCACGCGGACGAUGCUGCUUUCAUCGGCUUUUUGGCGCACUGGGGCAAGGGUUUGAUGUGGCUGGGUCUGAUAAUCUUGGUUGUGGGCAUUUACCGGCUUGCGCUCCCAUCCAAGCAGCGCAAAAACAACCUAAGAAGGAUUGGUGGCUAUGAUGUUCUCCUUCCAAGGAUCAGUCAACGCAAUGGACGCUGGGCAGUCGACCUCCGCUGGUCCUCCUUCCCUCCGUCCGCUGCGUCCACUCAACCGCCGUCACCCACGGACUCGAUGCCUCAGUCACCAAUUGAGGACCAUGUAUCUCUUCUCCCUCUCCCGUUCGACAUGCGCUCAGCGUCUCCUGCGCCAUCCGACAUGUCAUCUUCGAUUGAUAUAUUCCCUUCCCUUAACUCACGGACCAGCUCCUCUGUGGUUGAUUCUGCUCGGCGGGUCUUUGAUCGCGCAGCCUCUUUCCUUGGCAUCUCUAGGGAAACUUUGCCCCUGUCACGUGCACCGGCACGGCCUCAUCGCCGUCAGCGAUCCCGGGGUGUUAUGUUCUUCCUCCCAGCAAUAUUCACGCAGGAGCAAGCCAUGGAACUCGGUCCCCGAAGCCCACCGCCGCAACAGGGAGGGCGCGUUCUCCCCCCAUCAUCCCAACUUCCACCCGAGAAAAUGAGGUAUGCAGCAGAUCUCGAGCGGGCAGGCCUGUAUAGAGAUGAGCCAGCUCUGCAGCCGGACGGCGCACAGAGCUCUCGCCCUCUCCUGGGGAGUCGAUCACACUCCUCGUCUUCAGCGAGUCCACUCAUUGACCUUGAGCACGAUACCCAGCGAGAUUCGUAAUACAGACGACAUACACUACUGAUACGCCUAUUAAUCCUGCUUCACCUAUUUUAUAGGACGUUCACUUAAGAUACCACUUGACCUAGGAACUUUUUUCCGUGAUAUAUAUAGUACCGUAGCGUUGGACAGACAGUUUAUUUUAUUUUCAUUGGUCCGACGACCUACAGUUUUUGCGGAACGACUUUACAGUAAACAUGUAGGCAGCAAAACAAAACAAAAUCAGGUUUAAAUUCCAUAAAUGCUGAAUGCCCUCAAUCAGAUUCGUAGCUUCGGC